Molecule: messenger RNA, 732 nt
Organism: Penaeus vannamei (Pacific white shrimp)
Lineage: Eukaryota; Metazoa; Arthropoda; Malacostraca; Decapoda; Penaeidae
Source: RefSeq, a predicted model, not a curated record
AUGAUUGGAGAACAUGACGCGUGGAAGUACAGAGAGGCCGACAUCGCCAUCGCGCCGCUCACCAUCACCUCCUCCCGCGAGAGGGUCAUCGACUUCACCAAGCCCUUCAUGACCCUCGGAAUCUCCAUCAUGAUCAAGAAGCCCGUGCAGCAGAAGCCUGGGGUCUUCAGCUUCAUGUCGCCGCUGUCCGAAGAGAUCUGGAUGUGCGUCGUCUUCGCGUACGUGGGCGUGUCCAUCGUCUUGUUCCUGGUCAGCCGGUUCAGUCCGUACGAGUGGAAGGUCAUCGAGACGUACACGAAAUCCAGCAUUACCAACGACUUCACCAUCUGCAAUAGCUUGUGGUUUACUCUGGGAGCCUUCAUGCAACAAGGGAUCGACCUCUGCCCCAGGUAUUGCACGAGCCACGAGUCCAUUUCUGCCAGCCUCCAUUACUGCCUUUUAGUCGUUGACGGCGUGGGAUUAUGGUCCCUCUCUGGCAGGAUCGUGGGGAGCGUGUGGUGGUUCUUCACCCUCAUCCUCAUCUCCUCCUACACCGCCAACCUAGCGGCCUUCCUCACCGUCGAGAGGAUGGUCACUCCCAUCAAGUCCGUGGACGACCUCGCGCGACAGACGGAGGUCGAGUACGGCACCCUCAACGGCGGCUCAUCCAAGGAGUUCUUCGAGGUGAGUGUUCUCCUGAGCGAGUCUUUGCGUUUUCUCAUCCUCAAGGGCUUCAAAGGUCACUUCAUCUAG